Desarmillaria tabescens is the source of this 2382-nucleotide messenger RNA. RefSeq lists its product as uncharacterized. The record is from RefSeq and is a predicted model, not a curated record. The coding region runs from base 1 to 2382 and encodes 793 amino acids. The transcript has 19 exons. NCBI's taxonomy places the organism in Eukaryota, Fungi, Basidiomycota, Agaricomycetes, Agaricales, Physalacriaceae.
AUGCAGCAGACAUGGAAGGAUCUGUUCUCGCAAUCCUUUAAAAUAGGGGGCAGUGGCGAUGAAAGAGACAGCUUAAUUGUCACCCCUGACGAUAUCUUAGAGCCCUCUCAUCUGGAUAUAUGUGCAAAUGAGCACUGGCAAACCAUUGAGGAGCCAUUUGAUGCUGAUGAUUGGAUCUUUCUGCCAUAUCAGACAAUCAACCUUAGCAUCCUUGGCCUAAAGUCAACUAUGACUUGGUCCUUUGAGGAUACUAAUCUUCCCAAGUUCCAAGAUGACAAGGAGACAGUUUUGGGAUGGCAGGCUUGUGCUCAUGACAGCCUGACCUGCUGGCAUGGUAAAAGCAUCAACGAUCGGGAAUGUAUGGUGGCUCAUGUGAGCGCCUCACAGCUUGCUGCGAGAGGGGUGUCCUUGCAGGCCCUGCUUCAAACCAAACAAGUUUUUGUAACCAGCAUGGAAGAAAGCAGUCCCUGGGAGUGGGACAUAGAUUCCAUGAAAAAGAUCGGCAAUGUAGAUGUGCCCUGGGAAGUACAAGGUGGAUAUGCAGAGCCGCUUGUGGAGUGCCUCUCUGAUAUACUAUUCAAGACCAUUCUACCAGGAGCAAGAAAGACAUGGAGCUUCACAUCGAAUGGGGAUCGAGAGAGCAAGGGUCUGGUGCUUAACGCACUCUACUUGCCAAGAGCAGAGAGGCUGCUGGUUGAGACACCGCAUGCAGAGCCAGUCAUGAGUCAAUCCAUUGCGUUUGAUCAAACUAGGGAAGUGCCCACUGACAUCUUCAACAACCACUAUCCCAAGGAUGCCACAUGCUUCGCCUUGGCCUCCACCAUGGCAACUUUCAGUUAUAUCCAUCAUGAUGGCAUGAGUGUGAGAACUGUCAUCCAAGUACUGACAGGCAAAAAGAUAUGGUUUUUCUUCUGUAGGGUGGCAUGCUGUAUUCAGGACACACAUGUGGACGAGUUCAUGAAUGAUUGGGUGCCAGGGUUCAUACCUGACCCUACUGAGUGGGAGGCAGAAGUUGUGGUCUUGGAGCCUGGCACAGUCCUUUUCAUGUGCCCAAAUACUCAUCAUGCAGUGAUCACUCUCAAGAAUUGCAUUGUGUUGGGACAGCAUUUCUACAUGAUGAGCUGCAUACAGGAUACUGUCGCAGGCCAAGUGAUAUGUGGCCCAACAGGCUGGCAAGGUUCAGAUGUCCAUGUACCUGACAUUAGUACCCAACUAGGAUUACUGGAUGUCAUUGCUUUGGGUAAUUUUUGCAUCUUCGCAUUGGCUUUGAAUGGCGAGUGUAAGGAACCAACCAAGGAUGGGGUGCAUCUCGCUAUUACCUCAUACAAGGAUAUAAUUCGCUUUGCCACCUGUCACUUCAUCCUUUAUGGUCCCAAUGGCAUCCCCAAGACGCCAUAUGGCUUGAAUGAUGAUAUGGAUGACCCAGUGGACAAUACAACCUUAUGUUCCAUAGUGCAGGGGGUUCUGUGGGAGUUGUUUGGCACUUCUUACACUGGAGAAGAUCUCCUCACUGCUUCAAAGAUGGACUUGUGUUUUGAUCACCAGAAGUGGGACACAGAGUGGCCUGCAAUGGCACAAGAGGUGGAUGCUGUCGUGGCCACCUCUAUAAAAGAACAUCACAGAGAUUGUAAUGCCCCCAUCAAUGGGGAGAAGUACAUCCAGUUGGCAAGAUCCAAGGACCAAGGGCAGGGAUGGGAAGUCGAUGCAUACACCUUGGCCCGGUCUGAUUUUGAGGCAUUAUCAGAAGGGGGUUCUGUGCCCUCAACAGUCCUGCAGUGUCUGUUAAAGAGCAUAAUAUUGGAGCACAAUGCAUCACAUCAAGAGGGUUGGUUCAUGUGGCCAGGUAUGGACUACCAUUGGGGGCAGUCAUAUGCUGAAGAAGUUGAGAAGAACAUGGCCAGGCCAGGAUACUGUUGCAGUUGGAUGCUAUGGGAGCACAAAUCAGGCCACUGGAUUCUGAUCCAAAUCGAUCUGAAUGUCAAGUGUUUCACUGUAUGGGACAGCAGACAAGCUUUGGAUGCCUCACAGUCUCAGGCCAAUGACUGGGUUUUGAAAACACUUUUUGGCAUCUUUGACAACGUUGCAAACCAGGAUGUAAACCACUGGACUAUGACUCUUGAUAAGACAGCAGGUGUCAAAUUCCCAUAUAGUGGACUGUACACCUGCAUGUAUGCCUGGGUCAUCAUGCACAAUGGUGGCUUCAAAGAUCUGGACACAUCUAUUUGGAGGUUUGAAUCGAUCAGAGCAGUGCUGAGAGCCGAAUUCUUGGACUACUUGGUACAUUGGUAUAUAGAGAAUCUUGUAGUCAUCAAGUUUAAGAAUCACGUCAUUAAAUGUUUUACGAUGGAAAACGUGGAUUUGCGGAGGUUGAAGGAUACUUGA